Cyprinodon tularosa is the source of this 3501-nucleotide messenger RNA. RefSeq names its product unconventional myosin-Ic-like. The record is from RefSeq and is a predicted model, not a curated record. NCBI's taxonomy places the organism in Eukaryota, Metazoa, Chordata, Actinopteri, Cyprinodontiformes, Cyprinodontidae. Gene Ontology annotation, molecular function: ATP binding; actin filament binding; microfilament motor activity. The coding region runs from base 291 to 3368 and encodes 1025 amino acids. Gene Ontology annotation, biological process: vesicle transport along actin filament; actin filament organization. The transcript is spliced from 32 exons. Gene Ontology annotation, cellular component: vesicle; cytoplasm; actin cytoskeleton.
UCUCUGAGCCAAAUGUUUGUGACAGACGGGCCGGGUCGAGUCAUCCGAGGACAGGAGCGCUCAUUCAGCUUCACGCACGCUCUGCUGACCACGCCACGCCAUAAUCCCACGUGCUUGCUGUACUCACACCUUGACCCUCCAACAAGAUUAACCCCUUCAAACAAGAUAAGCGAUAAUCCCUUUCAUCUGUUGUUGUACUUUGUCCGUUCUCGCUGCCGGGCCUGACGAAGAGGAGCCGUGGGACUGUCUGAGUCAUCUGUUGGGUGGUGGCGAGUGACGGGGUCCGUGCUAUGAUGGAGUCGGCCCUGACAGCCAGAGACCGGGUGGGUGUGCAGGAUUUCGUCCUGCUGGAGAAUUACACCAGCGAAGCGGCCUUCAUAGAGAACCUUCGAAAGCGCUUCAAGGAGAACCUGAUCUAUACUUACAUCGGUUCCGUGCUGGUGUCGGUGAACCCAUACAAAGACCUGGAGAUCUACACCAAGAACCACAUGGAGCGAUACCGCGGCGUCAACUUCUACGAGGUCUCCCCCCACAUCUAUGCGGUUUCAGACAACGCGUACCGCUCCAUGAGGACGGAGAGGAAGGACCAGUGCAUCCUGAUCUCAGGGGAGAGCGGCGCCGGCAAGACGGAGGCCUCCAAGAAGAUCCUGCAGUACUACGCUGUGACCUGUCCCGCCAGCGAGCACGUGCAGACCAUCAAGGACCGUCUGCUGCAGUCCAACCCGGUGCUGGAGGCUUUUGGGAACGCCAAGACGCUGCGCAACGACAACUCCAGCCGCUUCGGGAAGUACAUGGACAUUCAGUUCGACUUCAAGGGCGCUCCGAUUGGCGGCCACAUCAUCAACUACCUGCUGGAGAAGUCCAGGGUGGUCCACCAGAACCACGGGGAGAGGAACUUCCACAUUUUCUAUCAGAUGAUCGAAGGAGGAGAGGAGGACCUGCUGAGACGAUUGGGCCUGGAGAGAAACACCCAGCAGUACCAGUACCUGGUCAAGGGUAACUGUCCCAAAGUGAGCUCCAUCAACGACCGCAGCGACUGGAAGGUGGUGAGGAAAGCCCUGACGGUGAUCGGCUUUAACGACGACGAUGUGGAGGAGCUGCUGAACAUCAUCGCCAGCGUGCUGCACCUGGGUAACGUGCAGUACGGUGAGGAGGAAGGCCACUCCCACAUCGCCUCGGACACACAGAUUAAGUACCUGUCCAGGUUGUUAGGGGUGAAUGGGACGGUGCUGACAGAGGCUCUCACACACAAGAAGAUAAUCGCCAAGGGAGAGGAGCUGGUGAGCCCUCUGAACCUGGAGCAGGCGUCCUCCGCUAGAGAUGCUCUGUCCAAGGCCGUGUACGGACGCACCUUCACCUGGCUGGUCAACAAGAUCAACGCCUCCCUGGAAUACAAGGAUGAGGCUCACAGUAACUUCUCCGUUAUCGGGCUGCUGGACAUCUACGGCUUCGAGGUCUUCCAGCACAACAGCUUUGAGCAGUUUUGCAUCAACUAUUGUAACGAGAAGCUGCAGCAGCUCUUCAUCGAGCUCACGCUGAAGUCGGAGCAGGAUGAGUAUGAAGCUGAAGGCAUCACGUGGGAACCAGUCCAGUAUUUCAACAACAAGAUCAUCUGUGACCUGGUGGAGGAGAAGUUCAAAGGCAUCAUCUCCAUCCUGGAUGAGGAGUGUCUGAGACCUGGAGAUGCCAGUGACUUCACCUUCCUGGAGAAGCUGGAGAACACCAUGGGGGGGCAUCCGCACUUCGUCACACACAAGCUGGGCGAUGGAAAGACCCGGAAGGUGAUGGGCCGGGAGGAGUUCAGGCUGCUGCACUACGCAGGAGAGGUCAACUACGACGUGAACGGCUUUCUGGACAAAAACAACGACCUUCUCUUCAGGAAUCUGAAAGAGGCAAUGUGCAUGUCUGAGAACAAGAUCCUGACGCAGUGUUUUGACCGAGACGAGCUGAGUGACAGGAAGCGUCCUGACACGGCAGCCACCCAGUUCAAAGCCAGUCUGGCCAAACUGAUGGAGAUCCUGAUGUCCAAGGAGCCGUCCUACGUCCGCUGCAUCAAGCCCAAUGACUCCAAGCAGGCGGGUCGCUUCGAUGAGGUGCUGGUCCGUCACCAGGUGAAGUAUCUGGGACUGAUGGAGAACCUGCGGGUGAGGAGGGCCGGCUUCGCCUACAGACGGCGCUAUGAGACCUUCCUGCAGAGGUACAAGUCGCUGUGCCCGGAGACGUGGCCUAACUGGAACGGAAAGCUCUCAGACGGCGUUUCCACGCUGGUCAAGCACCUGGGCUACAAGCCUGAGGAGUAUAAACUGGGCAGAUCCAAGAUCUUCAUCCGCUUCCCAAAGACUUUGUUCGCCACUGAAGAAGCGCUGGAGAGCAGAAAGCACGGCCUUGCCACCAAGCUCCAGGCGGGAUGGAAGGGCUACCGGCAGAGGACCAAAUACCAGAAGCUACGCAGCUCAGCCAUCGUCAUCCAGGCGUGGUGGCGAGGCAUCCUGGCGCGGAGGAAGGCGGACCGCAGGAGACAGGCAGCUUACACCAUCCGCAGGUUCAUCAAAGGCUUCAUCUACCGCCACAAGGAGCGCUGUCCGGAGAACGAGUACUUCCUGGACUACGUGCGCUACGCCUUGCUCAUGAAGCUGCACAGGAACCUUCCCAAGAACGUCCUGGAUAAGAGCUGGCCGGCGCCCCCUGCUGCUCUGGCUGAGGCGUCGGAGCUGUUGCGUAAGAUGUGCAUGCAGAACAUGGUGUGGAGCUACUGCAAGAAGAUGAACCCGGAGUGGAAACACCAGAUGGAGCAGAAAAUGGUCGCCAGCGAGAUCUUCAAGGACAAGAAGGACAACUACCCUCAGAGCGUCCCCAAGCUGUUCGUCGGCACCAGGCUCAACGGCGAGGACAUCAACCCCAAAGCCAUCCAGGCGCUGGGCUCAGAGAAGAUGAAGUACGCCGUGCCGGUCACCAAGUACGACAGGAAGGGCUACAAGCCUCGGUCCCGGCAGCUGCUGCUCACCGCCGACAGCGCCGUCAUCGUGGAGGAGGGAAAACUCAAGCAGCGCAUCGACUACGGCAGCCUGAAAGGCAUCUCGGUCAGCUCCCUGAGCGACGGGCUCUUCGUUCUGCACGUGCCCAGUGAGGACAACAACCAGAAGGGCGACGUGGUUCUGCAGAGCGAACACGUCAUCGAGACCCUGACCAAGAUCGCCAUCUGUGCUGACAAAAUCAACAGCAUCAACAUUAACCAGGGCAGUAUAAAGUUCACGGCGGGUCAUGGGAAAGAAGGGAUCAUCGACUUCACGCCGGGAUCAGAGCUGCUGGUGACCAAGGCGAAGAACGGACACCUGUCUGUGACGGCUCCCAGACUGAACUCCAGAUGAUGGAGAAGCGCAGGAAUCCCCUGAGCUCCCUGUCCCCCAAUCACAUAGAUGCAGACCUCGCUCUGCUUCAGCCAAUCAGACGCCGCCUGUCUUUACUGCAGGCUCGUGCUUCCAAUUAAAAAAAAAAAAAAAA